This is a messenger RNA of Gopherus evgoodei (Goodes thornscrub tortoise), 1415 nucleotides long. It is a transcript of the gene DCPS, whose product is annotated as decapping enzyme, scavenger. The coding region runs from base 419 to 1240 and encodes 273 amino acids. Gene Ontology annotation, biological process: deadenylation-dependent decapping of nuclear-transcribed mRNA. The record is from RefSeq and is a predicted model, not a curated record. Gene Ontology annotation, cellular component: P-body; nucleus. The transcript is spliced from 8 exons. Gene Ontology annotation, molecular function: RNA 7-methylguanosine cap binding; hydrolase activity. NCBI's taxonomy places the organism in Eukaryota, Metazoa, Chordata, Testudines, Testudinidae.
AAGAAAAACAAGUUUUCGAAAGUGCCAGCCAAAAAGCAAUCUCCCAUUUGUGGGUCCUCUGAGGCCAUCCUUCCUGCCACUGUAUUGUGCUAGAUUCAACAGAGAUCGUGCUAGGGCAGCAGGAAGGUCAUGUCAAUCCUUCUCAUUCUUGCUUUAAUUCUCCCCCAAAGCCCUUUAAAACUCCUAGUCUUCGGCACAAGUGCAGGUGGAGGAAUGCCACCCGCUGACAGAGAGAGAUCCUUGAGUACAGCAGUGAGAAAAGAAUGGAGAGGAAUACCAGAAUCAGUGUCUAGGACAAUUAUGUAACUCACUAGAUGGUGGCAGUAAGAUUCCAUCUGGCAAAAUCCAGACAACCUGGCCUCAAAUCUUCAAACAAGCUUUAUAACACCCUGAAAAGCCCGAUGAAAUCUACUAGAAUAUGGCUGCAAGCCAGGUGAACGGAGCCUCUGGCGAUGCAAAGGAUGCUGUAGUGAUCCUGGAGAAGACUCCCUUCCAGGAGGAAAGCGUCUCUGAUCUGCUGAAGAAACACACGAGGUUGAAGCUCCAGAUGUCCAAUGAUAUCUACAGCACCUACCACCUGUACCCACCUCCGCAGCUGAGUGAGAUAAAAACCACCGUGGUGUACCCAGCCACUGAGAAACACCUUCAGAAAUAUCUGCGCCAAGAGGUGUAUCUCAUCCGCGAAACUGGGGAGGAUUACAGGAACAUUACGCUGCCCUUCAUACAAUCCCAGAGCUUCAGCAUCCAGUGGGUGUAUAAUAUCCUGGAGAAGACGGCUGAGGCUGAUCGAAUAAUCCACGAAAACCCUGAUUCUUUCAAUGGUUUCGUUCUCAUUCCAGAUUUUAAAUGGAAUCAGAAACAGCUAGAUGACCUGUACUUGAUAGCCAUCUGCCACCGUCGGGGGAUAAAGUCACUGCGAGACCUCACCGCUGAGCACCUGCCUUUGCUGAGGAACAUCUUGCACGAAGGGAAGGAAGCCAUAUUAAAGCGCUUUGGCGUGGCUGGCUCCCAGCUGCGGAUUUACCUGCAUUACCAGCCAUCCUACUUCCACCUGCAUGUGCAUUUCACCACUCUGAGCUACGAUGCACCAGGCUGCUCAGUGGAGAGAGCUCACCUCCUGUCGGACGUUAUUGACAAUCUGGAGCUCGACCCCCAGUACUACCAGAAGCGUUCGCUGACCUUUGCCCUCCGGGCAGACGAAGCCUUGCUGAAGAAAUUCCAGGAAGCAGGCAAAGCUUGAGAUCUCAGGGACUGGAAGUGCACUGGUUUUCUACCUUUUUACGUAUGGAUUAUUUUUAUUGUCCUUGACUUUUUUUUUAAACUCAAUUUUGUAAGACUCGUGAUUGCGUCCCCCUCACCUUAGUAACUGUUCCCUGCAUUUCUAUCAAUAAAAUGUUGUUUGAGCAGAGACUGUU